GGAUUAUUAGAAUAACGAUUAAAUGAUUAUAUUGAAAAAGUUAUUUAAUUAGAAAAUUAAGUGCUAAAAAAUUAAAAUCAAUAUGAUAAUUUAGAAUUGAAAAAUUUCAUAUAAGAGAAUUAAAACGAAUUUUAAGAUAAAAUUAAUGACUUUGAAAAUAAAUUUAGUAAAAUUUAUCAGUUAGAAGAUAAUCUUAAGGAUAUUGAAAAUAAAUAUCAUUAAAUUUUUGAAGGUUUCAAAGAAAAUUAGGUAAAAUUAGAAGAAAAGAAUAUAGCCACAUUUAAUUAAAAUAAUACAUAAAUAUAAGAUAAUUUAGAAUUAGUUUAAAAUAAAUUUAUUUAAAUCGAAAAAAAAAUCAACUAACUAGAAAACAAAUUACAAGAAAAGUUUAGUUUUGAAGAAUAAUCUUAAAAGAUAUAGAUUAUUGAGGAAUAUAAUAUAAAUUUAAAUUAAAAACUAGAAAAAUGCAUACUAGAUUAAUCAAAAAUAUAAGAAAUAGAAUUUAAGAUAGAUCAAAUGAAUAAAGAAAUUGAAAAUAUUUAUGAAAAAAUAAAAAAAUAAUAAGAAGAAGCUAUAUAAUAAAACGAAAACAACUAAUAAAUAAUCAAAGAUUAAUUUUAAAAUUUUUUAUAAGAACAAGAAAAGAAAAAUGAUGAAAAUUUAGAAAAUAACUAAUAAAAUUAAAAAGAAGAAGAAAAAAAUUAAAAAAUAUUGAAUUUUGAAAAAUAAAUAAAAACUUUAGAAAAUUAAAAUUAAUAAUUGAUAUAAAUAACAAACGAUUUAAUAAAA
Messenger RNA from Ichthyophthirius multifiliis, 789 nucleotides. RefSeq lists its product as hypothetical. The record is from RefSeq and is a predicted model, not a curated record. Lineage: Eukaryota; Ciliophora; Oligohymenophorea; Hymenostomatida. The transcript has a single exon.